Toxoplasma gondii ME49 is the source of this 4218-nucleotide messenger RNA. RefSeq lists its product as hypothetical. Lineage: Eukaryota; Apicomplexa; Conoidasida; Eucoccidiorida; Sarcocystidae. The record is from RefSeq and is a predicted model, not a curated record. Bases 1271 to 3184 code for a protein of 637 amino acids. The transcript is spliced from 2 exons.
CGCGCCAACCCUUCGCACACUCCCCAAAACUUGACAUGCAGACGGCUGUCAGCGUGAAGCAGAAGAAGCAGAGUCAGAAGUACUGGCACACCCGCCGCUAUCUCUGACCACGAAUGUCCUUUGAAAUGCAUCUACUUCUGUCACUACCAAUGACGAACAUUUCUGCCUAAUAGUGGACACGGGUUUAGACACGCAGUCCACUGAACCGGGACGUCCGGCCAAAUGGGCACAUUGCUGCAGUGAGAGUUGCGGAUUUAAAUGAACCCUCUCAUUCAAAGGCUCUCUAUUGCUUUCGGUGAGCUGGAUCUGAAGAGUUCAAAUUCCUGACGCAUCACUCUGACAUUGUGAUAUGUGACAUGUUCGCUGAUGAGAUAGCUUGCAGGUCUCCUGAAAUGCAACUAACGAGUUACACUUACGAGAAAAAACCCGGCCAUCCUACCGAGCCCCCCUUUCGGAACAUGAGACGCACCACCAGCCACGAGCGAGGAACCCCGCUUCUCAGUACCGUAGGAACCAUCACGAGCGCCCGCACAGAAACAAGCCGCGGACUUCAUGAAGUGACUCUUUCCCACCAUUGAGUCGUUUUUUAACUGUUGUGGACAACUAAUUCAAACUGUGUUAAUGCUUUUGGUGACCUCGGGUGACCUCCGUAUCCAAGUCCCGCGCUGAACAGGGCGCGGCAGCAUCAUCUGACACGAACCAGGGGGGCGGUCCCCUCCGGCUCUCCCGUGUAUCGUAGAGGACGAACCUACAAAUGGCGUCGCAAAUUCAGUCCUUUUUUUGUCGAGAUAAAUAUUAACACACAGCACCUUAGGUGCUAUGUUUUCCAAGCUGAGCGAUUUGCAGUCGCGGAGUACCACCGUGCAGGAACGUAUUCCUUUUUCGAGCACGUCCUGGAUGUUCUGGCUUCUCCAAGAACCGCACGGGGGAUCGCUCCGUAGCCGAACCACCUGCAGCAGAAGUGCCAUUGUUUAAAGUAACCAGAGCUUUCAUCCACUAACCAUAUGGAUCCGCAACUCGUGCUCGCGUAGAUUUUCCGUUGGAGUCCAGGCUCCACAGGGGUACAGUAUUCCUGUGAACACAGGCCUUUCUCAGGGGACUCCACUCCCUGGGAAGACUGUUCCCCCGGUCCAGUCAGAGGAUCCGCAACCUCGCGGGCUACUGCCUGGGGGAAAUCGAGAACACAAGUCAGCAUCUUUGUCUCCGCGUCUCUGGCGUCUAGGAGGCGUGAGUUUAGUAGGCAACUCACCUCGGAUUCUAAGGGAGGGAAAUGCGUCACAUUUUUCCUGAUGACUCGGCGACUAGCAUGAGGGCUCUCGUUUGGGGUCUCGGGGCCCGUGUCCUCUGGUUUUUCUUAGCAGGUGUUCUCGCUGCUACCGUGGACAUCGCUGGCGCCGAUGGGAUUGGACAGGGUAUGCCUGACAGUGGUUUCAACCAUGUGGAUGCAGAGGCGCAGCCGACGGUGUUUAUCCGUGAAGAGCACGAUGACAGUGCAAGCUCUGAACUCGUCGAGGACGACGGAACAUACAGUGUGGCCCGGCGCUUUCGUCUGAUGGUUAUGGCCGACCACAAAAAGGACGGACGUGCAUGCGAAAGGGACAUGGUUCUGCAGGCCGCGGAUAUUACAAGAUUGAGAGUGGGGGGUUCGCGAACAUCUUUCAGUGCUGGACUCGUCCCUCUCGUCGGUCUCCCUUUGUUGGCGGCGGCUGGCCUGAAAGACUACAUCCUCGGAGUGAACGCCCCUGUUGAUGAGCUGCGCCUCCCCGGCGCCAGGGCUCUGACCCCGCAUGACGUGGUCGACGGUGUUGUUUCGGUUGGUCCCGGACCUCCACCACGGCCCGACGGUGAAACACCCAGAAUAGUGCCUUUUGGGGGUACGCAAGAUAAGCCUUUCUGGAAGUCAAAGACCUUCAUCGGAUCAGGAGUUGCCUUGGUCGCUGCCAUUAUCGCUGGACUCGCGUCUUCGUAUAGGGCUUCAAAACAGGAGCGGUCUCGACGGGGUUUGCUAGGCGGCGAACAGACGGCAGUGUGGGAUUUGUCUGAUUGCAUCCUUUUAGUCGACGUGGGCCAAGCGCAGUCCCGAAAGUCCAUUUUUGGCACCUUCGUGCCGGGGUCCGCGAGACUCAUCGUUGACUACCGUCGGCAGCGUGCUCGCUUACUGUACGAAGAACGACCACCGCUUGUUGGAAAUCUUCUAUUCCGUCUUCGGCGGAAGAGCCUCAACAGGUUCGAGGACUUUCAGCUGAACACACCGCACUGCUAUUUUCGACCAGACUUCCAACCGCUGGCCCAGAAAGAGAGGACAGAAGUUUCUACGAAAAAGGAAGAUAGACAUGCCCCCCUCCCUCUGACCUCUGGAAAUCUUUUCUUCCGUGAGCUGCUUGAUUCUAAGGGCAAAAAAACCGAGGGCAUCGCGAUCCAUUUCGUCAAAAACCCCGGGUGGGUGGCCCCUAAAGAGGCUCUACCCCUUGCAGCGGCAGCGCGAAGCGCCGCGUCAGACCUUGAUUUCACCCUGUUGAUGCGCCGAGCAGCAGCCAGAAAUCUGGUGUGUUCAGAAAGCGUAAAAGGAGGAAGUGGCGGCAUAUCAAUGUGUUGGAAGUCGUCUCCCCCAACAGGUUCGUUGCUUUUGUGGCACGAGGAGGUCUUGCAGCAUAGCUGUCGCGUCGUGGCUGCCUUUCGAGGCAGUGUUAAUCAUUCGGUCUGGGCGAACUUUGCAACUCAGCAACUCUCUAUAGGCUCCGAUGCGCCUUCUACGCGCAGUGAUAAUGUCCGUUCCGUGCUGAGCAAGUGCUUGCUCCUCGAGCGGAAUCCUCCCACGUAUGGUGUUGCGCUGAAGAGAGCAACGAUCUCGUGUCCGGACCCAGCAACGGUGCCAUGCGGCAGUAUCCUCUUCAGACAGAAGACUGACGUAGGAGUACUGGAGGGUCACUCCGGCGCUUCAACGUCGUCGAGGAAGCCUACUGAGGUAGCUUCUACGGUCUUGCAAGGAAAGGAAGAGCCCGGUCUUGUAGGCGCAGGUGCCGCGACCCAAAUGGACUACAGAGGGAACAAGGAGACUUCCAAGGUGAUACAGUCUUCAGUAGAGUUUUUUACGGUAUUCAUAGUCGAUUUUCAGCGCAAGCCCUCCGAUUGGCCAGUACUGCUUGAGAUGAGGAAAAAGGAUGCGGCAAGAACUAGAACCUGAGCUGAUACCUUUAGCCGGUGAAAGCGGUGCGUACGCCCUCCACCCGCGCGAAUUGCCAUUCGAACUCAAUGCGUUUCCUACAGAAAUUGCGCAAGCAUGAUUGAGAACCACAACACGCCAGUGAGAAGCCAUGGUAACAGAAUUUCGACCACGCUCACGGUGACUGUUAGAGCUUAUGUGAAACCUCUGCUGCACGGGACAUUUUUUUGAUGCUUUGAGCACUAUCAUCUGCAGAACGUGCAUAUUCAUUUACAAUACGUGUUUUUCAGAUGAUGCCGAUAUGUGUCGAAUUCGGAGGUAGGGUGAGCAGUUGAUAAUACUGCGCCCGUUGGUGGUGACCUUCACCUCACUCAGACCCCCGUGGAAGUUUGGUGCCCGGUCAGCAGGAUGCUCGGGCUAGGAUCAGUCUCGCUACGUGGCUGCCAUGCAUGCCGCAAACUGCGGACUCGUUACCAUUCAAGGUAUGGUAAGAUUGUAGUUUCGGAUGAAGGGACGUGACUUUCAACCAUUAAUAAGAGGCAUUGUGUGUAUGUAGUGUCAGUCAUCCGAUUUAUUCCGUGUGCCCUUCGGCUCAUCUGCAUGGCUCGAUGUCGACCUUUUUAUGUAAAUAGGGUUGGUAAGAGAUCGUGCGAGAAACAGACAGGUUGUCCAAUUGCAGAAAAUAUUGCUUGCGUGCAUGAACAUACCUUGUUCUCAACCAGAUGUCGGGAGCGAACGACAGAACGGAUCAUGUGCAGUGGCACUGUCUUUUUCUACAGUCUUGGUUUUGUCGGCGCUGGAUUUUCUGCUAGUACCCCGGCACAAAGUGUUUACAGUCUGGUGCAGCCUUUGAAGUAGAGCAGUCUCCGCAGCAGCUGUUGGAUGACAAGGUAACGGUAGUUCGAUUGAGGGAGGUCGGCAGUGCAGCCGUCAUGUGAUGUUUCCGCCCUACAUUUCAGCGUUUCUAAUUUUUCUUCGGGCCGUGUGGCAGAGCUGUCAAGGUGGCGCGGCGCAUCAAGCGAAACUCCAGACUCAUCUGGUUUCGUCUCUGACUU